Syngnathus typhle (broad-nosed pipefish) is the source of this 7912-nucleotide messenger RNA. Its product is annotated as ras/Rap GTPase-activating protein SynGAP-like. Gene Ontology annotation, biological process: regulation of GTPase activity. NCBI's taxonomy places the organism in Eukaryota, Metazoa, Chordata, Actinopteri, Syngnathiformes, Syngnathidae. The record is from RefSeq and is a predicted model, not a curated record. Bases 1367 to 5155 code for a protein of 1262 amino acids. The transcript has 21 exons.
UUUCUGCAAGAAGGGGGGAAAUAAUACAGAUAACAUGGACAAAGAGGCAGCUUUUAAGAUUGAGUUGUGCGCGUGUUCAAAAGUUGAAAGUGGUGGGCUGUGCUGUCCACACAGCGCGCCCUUCCACUUCUAAAAAUACACCCUUGCCCAUCAUCCAAGUUCUUGUUCUCGUACAUAUUUUAUUUUUUAUUAUUAUUUUUUUUGCAGACAAGUGACUCUGUUAUCAGUUUCCAUGGCGAUGCGUGUCACUUAGUCGCGGUCUAUAUUUAGGAGUGCUGUCAAUUAAUGUUGGAGACGAUCUACCAAAUGCAAUCUUGGCCCUGUUGCGUUCAAUGUAGUCACGUUCCUACUUGGUUCCAUGACGCAUUAGCAUAACAUCAUACCAUUCUUAUGCUCUUUAUGAUUCUGUUGACCGCUUGAACCCACUUGAGGAUCUCCUCCAGUGAAUUGACGCACAUUGAGUAUAUGCUCGUGACCCAAUUUGUAAAUAACUGGAAAAAGUUCCUUGACAGACUUGCCCUGUCGACACAGGGAAGGUCAAAGUCACAAUUUGUCUCCUACAAAUGCAAAAUAGAAAGCAGCAAUAAAUGAUUUUCGCAUCUGUGUGGGAGAUUAAACUCACUCGGGGUGUAAUUUGAGCUCUAUCGCACACUUCCAAUCUUCUUCCAAUUAAGCGGCGCGGUGGGGUUCCUCCAGCGGGAGGAGAGCACUCGCGGUGCGGGUUCGCUCGCCUCUCGUAGGCGGUGCUUCCUCGCCCCCCAACCCGCUUCCCCCCUAUCCGUCGAUCUCACUCGCUAUCUCCGCCCUCCAGGGAGAGGCGCAUCCGAUGAGCGAGCGACUCUUUCCUCGUUUCCUACGUCUUCAAUCGCAACCGGUCUGUGGUACGGGACUGUGCUGUAGCUCAUUUUGGAUUUUGUCUGCCCUCCUCGAGCUUUGAUUGAAAACGAAGUGGGAAUCAAAGCGAGAAAGAGAAAUGCUGCAAGCAUGUGGAUGUUUACCUUUUUUGGAUGCUCGCGCGGUUCAUUGCCGUGAGGAGCUGGAGUGUUUUUAACGCUGAACGGGAAUUCCGAUUGUUUCCAGGUUCCCGUGAACGCAUCAUGUCCACAGCCAGCAGGCUCAAAAGAGAGAGUGCAACAUCUCAGCUGCCCCUGGUGGUUCUCACUAGAGUUGGAGGAGGAGAGGAGGAGGAAAAAGAAGAGAGGGGGGAUGAGUGAGGGGUCACUCCAGUGGGACGCUCAGGUGUGAUUCUCUGCCCCGCCGUCGCCGUGGCAACUUGACAACCGGCCCAGUGGGUCCGCAGCCUUGGAUGUGACUGAGCUGUCAACGUUUCACCGCUGGGAAGCAACCCCCCAUCAUUUUUGGCUGCAUGGACGCGUCGUCAAAGUCGUGGCUGCCGCAUCAGGGUCAGUUUGGGUUGGGUGGUCAAGUGGAAGUGUGCUGUGGCGGACCUGGCGUUUUAACCCCAAACCAAUCCCGCAGGGCAAGUUUUGCCUCUGUGCGACAGUCAAGCAUGGAAACGCCUCCCAACGCCACCCCGCAGUCCUUCAGACAACCGAGUUUCCUCAAUCGAAGGCUGAAGGGCUCCAUCAAGAGGGCCAAAAGUCAACCCAAACUGGACCGGACCAGCAGUUUCCGACAGAUGAUCCUGCCUCGGUUUCGAAGCGCCGAUCAAGAGAGGACCCGCUUGAUGCAGAGUUUCAAAGAAUCCCACUCCCACGAGUCACUGCUUUCUCCCAGCAGCGCCGCCGAGGCCUUGGACUUGGUGUUGGACGAAGACGCCGUCAUCAAACCGGUCCACUCCAGCAUUUUAGGACAAGAGUAUUGUUUUGAGGUGACCACUAAUUCAGGGACCAAAUGUUUUGCCUGCCGUUCCGCUUCGGAGAGAGACAAGUGGAUCGAAAACCUGCAAAGAGCCGUCAAACCCAACAAGGAUAACAGCAGGCGCGUGGAAAACGUGCUCAAGUUAUGGAUCAUCGAAGCCCGAGACCUGCCCACCAAGAAGCGCUACUACUGUGAGCUGUGCCUGGACGACAUGUUGUACGCCCGCACCACCAGCAAACCUCGCACGGACACCGUCUUCUGGGGCGAGCAUUUUGAGUUCAACAACCUGCCCACCAUUCGUAGCCUUCGCUUGCACCUCUACAAGGAAACGGACAAAAAGCGACGCAAGGAGAAAAGCACGUACCUCGGCCUGGUCAGCAUCCCCAUCUCCAGCAUCACGGGCCGUCAGUUUGUGGAGCAGUGGUACCCCGUCAUCCAGUCCAGCGUCUUAGCCAAGAGCGGCGGCGUCGGGAGCGGCAAAGUCAUCAACGCCUCGCUCCGCGUCAAGUCGCGCUACCAGACCAUGAACAUCCUCCCCAUGGAGCUGUACAAGGAGUUCGCCGAGUACAUCACCAACAACUACCGAACACUGUGCGCUGUUCUGGAGCCGCUGUUGAGCGUCAAGAGCAAAGAGGAAGUGGCGUUUGCCUUGGUGCACAUCCUCCAAAGCACCGGCAAAACUAAGGACUUCCUCUCCGACAUGGCGAUGUGCGAAGUGAAUCGCUUCAUGGAGCGCGAGCACAUGAUCUUCCGGGAGAACACGCUCGCCACCAAGGCGGUGGAGGAGUACCUCAAGCUGAUUGGUCACCGAUACCUGAAGGAAGGGAUAGGUGACUUCAUCCGAGCUUUAUACGAAUCAGAGGAGAACUGUGAGGUGGACCCCAUGCGAGUCCCACCGUCGGUCCUAGCGGACCACCAAGCUAACCUGCGCAUGUGCUGCGAGCUCUUACUCUGCAAAAUCAUCAACUCCCUCUGCAUUUUCCCCCGCGAGCUGAAGGAGGUGUUCGCCUCGUGGCGGGCCCACUGCGCCGAGCGCGGAAGGGAGGAGCUGGCCGACAGCCUCAUCAGCUCUUCGCUUUUCCUCCGCUUCAUGUGCCCGGCCAUCAUGUCUCCGUCGCUCUUCAACCUGACGCAGGAGUACCCGGCGGAGCGUACCUCGAGGACCCUCACGCUCAUCGCCAAAGUCAUACAGAACCUGGCCAGCUUCAACAAGUUCGGGCCCAAGGAAGAAUACCUGUACUUCAUGAACGAGUUCCUGGAGAUGGAGUGGGGCUCCAUGCAGCAGUUCCUCUACGAAAUCUCCAACACGGACGCCGGAGGGAACGCCGGAGGCUUUGAGGGCUACAUCGACCUCGGCAGGGAGCUGUCCAUGCUGCACAGCCUGCUGUGGGAGGUCAUGGGUCAACUCAGCAAGGACGCCAUUCUCAAACUGGGUCCGCUGCCUCGGCUGUUGAAUGACAUCAGCGUGGCGUUGCGGAACCCCCAGCUGCACGCCGCCACCAACCACCAGCCCGAGCGGCCGAAAGACCGGCUCUUCUCUCGGCCCACUUUCAAUCGUCUCAUGUCCUCCGACUUUCAGAGCCUGAUGAUGCGCGACUUAAACAGUUCUAUAGACAUCAACCGCCUGCCGUCGCCCCCCACCGGCGUGUCGGCGGUCGAGUCGCUCUCGUCCAACCUCAACAUGAGGCGCCAGGCCGAACGAGACCUGCGCUCGUCCCGGGAGGUGUUCUAUGUCACCCGGCCGCCGCUGGCCCGCUCCAGCCCGGCGUACUGCACCAGCAGCUCGGACAUCACGGAACCCGACCCCAAGGUUCACAGUGUGAAUAAGAGCGUGUCCAUGAUGGACCUCCAAGAUUCACGCAUGAACAGCAUCUCCAACCUGAACUCGGUGGGCGACAUGCUCACCUCCUCCCAGGCCUCCAUCGCCGGCCUGGGCCACAGCUUCGGCAACCUGGGCGGUCCCCUCCGAAUGGGCGGCCACCUGCCCAGCGGCUCGGCGGGCUCCGGCCUGAGGCUGAGCCAGAUGGGCCACAUCGGAGGCCCCACCGAGUCCAUCUCCCAGCAACAGCAGCAGGCGGCGGCAGCCAUGCACUACCCGCUGUCCUUCCAGAACCCUCUCUUCCAUCUGGCGGCGCAGAACUCCCCGGCCCAGCCCCCGCCGCCCCUCCUCUUGGCCCCGGAGCCGGAGAACGGCCACCACGACUACGCGCCGGCGUUUGGCAAUAACGCCUUCUCCCGUAGCGAGGACUUGUCGGCGCUGCGCUCUCAGAACAGCCUGGUGCAGCCCAGCAUCGUCCACUCGCACAGCUACAGCGAUGAUUUCACCCGGCAGAACCACAACAAUGACUUUGUCUGGCAUCAGCUCUCACUGCAGGUGCAGGAGUCGCUCCAGCAGCAGCACAUGAUGGGCGUCACUUCUCAAACGGCCACCGGUACCGGCACGCCCGGGUCCUUGGCCACGCCGCCGACGACCGUCCACCCCGUGCGCCAGUCCUCCAUCGCUCCCCAGCUCCUCAAGUCCCAGCGCUCCAUCAACACCCCGGCCACAGCCACGCCACCCAAGGCCCGACCCCAGAGCAGAAAUCUCUUACUGGACUCCAACGACGGCAACUUUGUCCAGGCCAAACAGCGGCAAACUCAGCCGCCGCCGCAACAACAGCAGCAACCCACGCAAACGCAGCAGCAGGAGGCCGCCACGGACAGUCCGGCGCCCGGGCUGCCGUUUCAGACGGGCGCCGCCAAAGAGAACCAGAACCCAUCGUCCGUCGCGGCCGCCGCCGACGACUCGACGGACACGCCCACCAAAAGCGGCAAAAAGUCGCAACAGCUGCAGCCUCCUCAGCAACAUUUACUCAAACCGCUCGGCAACAAGCAGGGUUCCCAGUCCAACCUGAACGAGCGCACGGUGGCCUGGGUGUCCAACAUGCCGCAUCUCUCCGCCGACAUCGAGAGUCUGCGUCCCGACCGUGAGGGCCAGUUGAAGGAAUACUCCAAGAGCAUGGACGAAUCGCGUCUGGAGCGGGUGAGGGAGUACGAGGAGGAGAUCCACUCCUUGAAAGAGCGCCUCAAGAUGUCCCAUCGCAAGCUGGAGGAAUACGAGCAGAGGCUGGUGUCGCAGGAGCAGCAGACUAGCAAGAUCCUGCAGCAGUACCAGUGCCGCCUGGAGGACAGCGAGCGGCGUCUCAAGCAGCAGCAAGUGGAGAAGGAUUCCCAAAUCAAAGGCAUCAUCAACAGACUCAUGGCUGUGGAAGAUGAGCUGAGAGGGGGUGCCAUUCCUGAUAUUAAGCCUCGAAUCCUCACAGACCAGGGGUACGGGGCACUCCCUGGAUCCUGACUGCCGCUACGAAAGCGACUAGGAUCCGUGAUGGUCAUCCAAGUGUGAGCCCAAAAUGGCCGACCGCUCCGCUUGAAGAUCUGCUUGCCAGUCAAGUAGGACCACACACACACCCAAGCUCCUUGUCGCUACUAAAACUUUUCAAACAAUUUCUGACAAUCACUUCACGGCGGAGACCAAUGCGUACAAAGACUCCGACUGGAACUAACAUUCCGAGUUUCUUGAGCUACCUGAGUAUGAGGAUUUGGGGGAUUUUUUUUCCUGGUUACAAAACAGCACUCGAAAAAGUAACCCUUACCCUAAAGCACAAAAAAAAGCAGGACGUUUAGAUUCAUCAUUAAAUUGUAAACGAAAGCCCAAUGUCCCUAAAGAGUAGUGCAUGAAUGGUAGUGAUUCCGUUUUUUCCUUUUUUUUUUGGUACACCCAUUUUAGCACGCUUAGUCUUUUCUCCUGCUUUGUUUGUUCAAAUCCUUUUCCCCCCCCCCCGAGUGAAACGAGCAAGAAAGAAUACUACACACGUUCCGUUUCUUUUCUGGUGCCGUUAUGGCUUUGAUACUACCUCAGAAAGCAGAAAUGUUCUGACUUUGCCCGGCCCAGUUCAAAAUGAACAAUAGAAAGUGUAGGAAAAUGUAAUAUCAGAAAAAGGCUAAUCCAUGAAAGUAAUGCAAACGGGACUCUGAAUGAAGGCUAAAUGAUGGAUUCCAUAAAGUCAGUUUAAAGUCAAGUCAAUUGAAGAUCCCACCGUGAAGCCACCUAAUGUUGUUUACUGUCUCGGUGGCCUUUUGAAGACGGAUAAACGCUGGAUUCAAAUGUUAAGUGGGAUAGUUAAGGUUAAUGAAGGCACAUUCCUGCAGACACCAUGAAACAGACACCUCCCACUAUGUGCCACCAUUUAUGGAAAUAUGGUCCAUUCCGAAGCGGGAAGGUCAUGUGGACAACUAUCACAGGGGUGGGCAAAAAUACUAGCAUUAAGUUAGAUCCACCCCCAGUUUUUGAUCAAUAAAUAGGUGGUUUAUGGUUGUGGUUAAUAUAUGUAUACUUGAAUAUAAAUAAUAAAUAGUUUCUCAUGAAAAUAUGUAUUGACAUCUACAUUUAACCUUUUUUUGUUUUCAAUUUUCCUCCAUUUAAAAAAUGGAGUUUGCCCACCCCCCGCGACAGAGAAACUUUAUUCAUACGGUUUAUUAGACAAGUGUAUCCAAUCUAUUAUAUAGCAAGUGGUGAGGUCACGGACUCAUCUGUUUGUGAGGCAUCCAUGUGCAUGUGCUUUUUAAAACGCGAGGAUAUUUAAGCGAUGUACAUUUUGAAAAGGACACUUUGUCAUGAUUGCUGACAUUUUGCCAUUCUACACCGUGGGCGUGAGAACAACAAAAUGGACGCAGGGUACAGCAACAACGCCAACAGGACAUUUGCCAGUGUAACAUUUGUAAAGUAAGCGUUUCUUUUGUAGUCGGGUGAUCAAUGAAUACUGUGUUGUACCUUGGAGUCGUUUCUAUUUGGUCAAUUUUAACCUCAUGCCUUUAAAAUAAUGCUUUCUUUUAUGAUGAACUAUACAAAGAUUUGUAUGUUUGUUACCAGAAACAUUAGUGAUAAUGAUGCACUCUCCAUAAUACUAUCAUAUAUAUUUUUUCUGCAUUACAUGCUCGUUUAAUGUCGGCCUGGCUGAGAAACGGUCGAGCGUAUUCUCGACGUGGGAAUUUGAAUAAUCAAAGGCUGUCAGGCAUAGACUUGUAAGCAGAUUAUCUACUGUACAUUAUUAUGAGGAGUUCUAGAGAGUACAAUUGACGGCACUGGGUCGAGAUACAAUUAUGGGUUUCAGUUUUCUUUAUAAUUAUCUACCUAUUGAUUUUGUUUGGCCUGCCUGCACGACGGUUUUGUUUUUAUUGUGAAGGGAAAAGAAAAACGUUUGUUUCAUGUUACAUCUGUAAAAUUGAAAAAUCGACUUUAAUAAGAUGCAAUCAUUGAAAUAACUAAAACAGAACCAUUUUAAAUAUUCAAUGAAUGUUAAAAUGGCUUUGUGUUUUGAGCACAAAACAUGUGAAUAUUCAAAACAAACUACAAAGAAAAAAAAUAGGAUACAGGCUAACUAUGAUUUUCUUACUUCUGUCUUCAUUUUUGGGAAUUUGAGAGAUGACCUUUAAUUUGUGGUGUGUCCAAAAGCACAGCAGCGUGUAUAUCCGUCCAAUCUUGUACGAGUGAUUAAAUCAGCACUUUGGGUUGUAAUAUUUUGAAUGAAAUGUAGUAAUAGCUUCUUUAGGUACAAGAUGCCAAAUUGUCUCUAAUAUGACACAAAUAUAUUUAUGAGCCUCUUGGGCCAUUCACCUCAUCAGAAGACAGGAAAGAUCUGUAUAUUUUGAAUGAUGAAGAACAUAUUGAAAAAAAAUGAUGUAUAAAGAAGAGUAUUUAUUUCUCGGCAGCUAUUUAUUCCGCACAAUUGACAUACUGUGCUACAGACGAUCUAACUAAGAGGUUUUGUUUUUUCCCCGGCCUCCUGGAUGUAACUUCUUCAUUGACUUGACAUUUGCUUUGAAACAAGCCAUGCCCCGUCGAUAAAAGCCAUAUUCUAUCCCGAUGUUGUGCGGUGGAUGUUAAAAGUAGGAUUUUUUUGUUUUUUAAGUUUAUAAAGGUCAUUAUCGUAGGUACGAUUGCACUUGUAAUUAUGAUAAUCGGUGUACGUGGAUUGACCAUUUAUCUUUGAAACCUAAAGGAAUGUAUUCAUUUUUCAAAGUAAUCCCCUACCCCCAUCUCCGAGUGAAUUAA